AUGUUAUCACCGGAGGAUAACAGUGAAUUUGAUCAAGAAAAUAUCGAUGAUUUCAAUGACGAUACAUUCGGCUCUGGAGCAGUUGUUGAUGACUGGGAAAGCGCCCAUCAGCAGUUGUCUGGACUAUGUCACAAAGUGGAUGAGAGCAGUGGAACAGCAGCAACAACGCAAGUCAAUGGCAAUCAGGGAUUGAAACUCUAUCAGCAUAGUGGCAAUCGCUCUGUUGACAACGAUGAUAAUUUGCAAGGAGGUUACAGCCCUUUUAGUCCAACUAUUUGGAGUAGCUUUGACAGUAAGUUACCAUCAUGGAAUAAUGAUAACUUGCGUGAACAAAACAAUCUAGCAACCUUAUCGGGCGAUAGUAUUAUCAAAAGUAUUUCUCAAAAGCCACCAGAUUGGCAUGAUAAGUCUAAACAGAAGCUAACUGUUGAAGAAUUAGAAAAAGAAAUUUUAAAACAGCGUCAUGAUCAUGAAACCGUAAGUGAUAGUGGUAUGGGUAACCUAAAUAGACUUUUACAAAAUGCCAAAAUUUUACCUACAACACCGCCAUUCCCAGCUAGACCGAGUACUCUCCCUCAACACGAUACUGCACCACCAUCGUCACAAUUUUUACAGAUCGGCUUUACUCUAUUACAGGGGCAGCCCUUGGGUAUACGAAACGUUCCUCCUCGCUUUGAAAUACCUAAUUUCCCGAUUCCUGUUAAUAGACCUCCUUAUCAACGUUUUCCUCAUCGUGCAAAAGCUUUCACCGCGUUCGAUAACAUAGAUUUAAGUGGAAUUGGAGAGAGACUUGGCAUCUUAAAGCAUGACGAAAGUAACUCUCCUGAUAGCCUGAUGACUAGAAAGGAAAAAGAAUGGCUUCUCAAAAUUCAGUUGUUGCAGUUAAAUAACCAGGAUCCAUAUGUUGACGACUACUACUUUCAGAUGUACGAAUUAAAGAAAUUAGCAAAACGCCUUGGUGUACCAAUAACGGAUGAUUACAAAGCACUACUUGAGCUUUCUAAUCAACCUGAUACUGUUUCUAAAUUGCAAUCCAAAGACGUUGAUCAACAUAAUCAUGAAAUGAACGUAACAGCGAACUUAGUUAAGCCUUCGACACUUGAUAUCAAAGCUAGAAAGCAUGAUCCUGUUUCUUUCGAGAAUACUCUUGGUAAAGUACCUGUCUACUCGUUAACAAAUCCGCGGAAAGUCAUUGAUGCUGUACAGAAAGUAUUUGAUAGUGACGAAGUUAAAUCCAGCACACCAUCAAGAGAAGCCUUCAGGAAAAGACGUAUCACACUACAUUCUGUAGAGAAGAUUUAUUCUCUAUUAUUGACAUUGGAUGAUUUCGAUCGAGAGGCUUUAUGCACUGACGAUGAAAGUGUUAAGAAGGAAAUUGAUAUGAAGAAAGAUAUUACUAUUAAUGAAAUGUUUGAGAUAUUAAAACUGAAAACAACUACUGGUGCACCUGAAAAGAACGAUGACGAUAUUCUAGUUCAAAUCUUGAUGAUUCAAAAGGGAAAAACGUUAAUAAGUCGAUUGCUACGUUUCCUAAACCAGGAUCAAGCUUUUGCAAUUGUGGGCACUAUAUCCCAAAAUUUACCUAUAAUAAUUAAGAAGGACCAAACUGACAAGGUAUUAAUGGUAAUGAAAGAUGCGAUUCAGAAAGUAAUUGUUGAAAUGGCGUUGGCAAAUUGCAUAAUUUGCGCUCAGAAUUUAUUGCACGGGCCUAUAAAUAGCCAAAUAAGGCCUGGACAAAGCAAAGUUAACCCGGUAGCUAUUGCAUAUAAAAAUGAGUUUGGGCUAAUAUUCCUCAGAUUAUUGGUGCAACGAGGUAAUGGCUGUAUAUCAAAUGGUGAAGAAGAUGAAUCUCUUCAUUUAAAGUGGCAUGAUAUUGUUAAGUCUAUUUGUAAUAAUUUGGAAAGUAUAAUAGCAGCUGAAGCUGUGACUAAAGACCGUUUAGCAUUACUUGAUGACAUUAUUAAGUAUUGCGAUGAAGAAUCGUGCAGUAAAUUUAUAUCUCUUGUAAAGUAUUCAGCCUCUGUCGUCGAUCGUAUGAUAUUAGAAAGUAAUAACAGUCUUGUUUAUGGACUUCGUUUCAGCCGUGAUUAG
Trichoplax adhaerens is the source of this 2091-nucleotide messenger RNA. RefSeq lists its product as uncharacterized. The record is from RefSeq and is a predicted model, not a curated record. Lineage: Eukaryota; Metazoa; Placozoa; Uniplacotomia; Trichoplacea; Trichoplacidae. Bases 1 to 2091 code for a protein of 696 amino acids. Gene Ontology annotation, molecular function: RNA binding. The transcript has 19 exons. Gene Ontology annotation, cellular component: P-body. Gene Ontology annotation, biological process: deadenylation-dependent decapping of nuclear-transcribed mRNA; P-body assembly.